AUGCAGGUCACUAGGCUUCAAUUCGGAGUAUACUCUAAUCAACAACCGUUCUGCUUAUACCUCUUCCCCUUAGUAGCAACAUCACUUGACACAAAUUCUUCUCCCACACAACCUAUAUAUCAGCCAUUCUACCGUUUACGGGACAUUGAUGCGAUCUUCUUCAAUGCUAGUGUAGGAUAUAUUUAUGAUUCUGGACACAUACCACAUGUUUAUUUUGAUACACCAGGAUACUGUUUCUAUGAACGUUCAGGAGAUGUAUAUUUGAGUUCUCGUGCUUUAAAUGAAACAGCACUCCGAAUGGGAAAUAUGUUAUUAGCCGAGUUUUGUAAAUUGUCUCGAGACGAAAUAAGAGCAGGAGCAGCCGAUCGAUUGUUAAAGAAAGCAAAAGUGCCGAUUAUAAAGUCUCUUUAUGUUGAGGCCGAGUUUGAGUUUGUUGCUAUUGAUUCUAGGACUAGAAAACGCAGUCAAGGUGGCAGAAUAUCAAUUGCUGAUGUACUCGACAAUGAUGAUGCGAAUGAUAGAUACGAGACGCGAAUUGCAUCACCGACUAGUCGUAUCGAAUUCAAUGCAGCACCGAUAGUCAAACAAGAGCCCUCACCUGCCAAUUCAACUCCAUCAUCUCCUGACCAGACACUUCGAUCCACUCGAUCGUCUUCACCGGUUUCUUCAGUCACGGAUGAUGAUAAUAGCCGUCGAAAACGAAGACGAGUCAUUCCAUCGGCUAUCACCAAAACUACAAACAAUCCAGAAGCAAUGGAACGCGUGAGGAAUAAUCUCAAAUUGAAACAGCAAAAGUCUGUUGGAGAGGUACGACAGAACCGACUGAUGCAAGAAAGUAUUGUGGAUCGAAGGCACUCUGUUGCAGUGGCAGGUUAUAAUGCCCAUUCAAGCUCGAACUUUCCGGCAGCGUGGGAUCCAAAUAGACAUCUAAAUACAAAGAGGCACUCUAUUUCUCAACAUCGGGUCAACCGCAAUUCUAAGAAUCUUAGUUUGUAUUCUCCACCUAGAGUCAACAGAAGUGCGAGUGCAAGCGGUUCAUCGGAUAAUAAUUCACCGAUACAUACAUCAAUGACAGCUGGUCAUCGGGCAAGCGUCUCUGGAUAUCCAUCUCAGUCUGCAUUCUCUUCAGCUUGCAGGCAAUCUAAUCAGAGCCAGACCGUUCAUCCCGCUUCCAGAAGUGCGAGUAUUCAUGGGCUAAUUUCAUCCGAUUGUCAUAAUGCAUCUAGGCCUGUUCCUAAUAUUCAAGUAACUCCAUCAACCGCCCCUCAUGCUCCCUCUUCAACGCUUCCCCGCCGAGAGUCUUUGGCGAGUAAUUCUCCUGCUCCAUCUUCUGAUCGAUCCAAAGAUUCCUUUAUCCAAGUGUUUGACACAUUCUAUGACGCUGUUGCAGACACACAUUCGCUUAAAAAUACCCUGGAAGAGCAAAUACGCAAGACGUCAGCUUUACUCCAAACGUUACAAUCUUCAGGUUUGAUGAUCGAGUCGUUGGUACGCGGACAAGUUCGUGAGAUGCAACGUGAAGUUAUAAGCGAUCUUACGUCGAUCGAGAAGAGAGUUGCUCGUGUCGAAGAACGAAUGAAUUGUGUUACUUCGAGUCCUCCUUUGGAUUGUGAUAGACGACUAAGUGAAAUCAGCACUGUUAGUAGUGAUUCCGGAUAUUCAGGAAGCAGUAAGAGCGCAAUGUCACCUCGUACUCCAGAAGCAUUCAGUAGACGAGAGAGUCAAGAUGUGCCGAAGAAGGAUUAUGAGAAUGUAUUGACUCAGUUGAAGGCUAGACUUGAGUCUUUGGAGAGGAGAAUGAGUGUUGCAUAA
Molecule: messenger RNA, 1812 nt
Organism: Paraglomus brasilianum
Lineage: Eukaryota; Fungi; Glomeromycota; Glomeromycetes; Paraglomerales; Paraglomeraceae
Source: the annotation of a GenBank genome assembly